CGCUGUUGACCCGCUCCAGUGAAGGGGGCGGCCCUGUGCUCGGUUGUUGUGAGCGAGCCAUCCGAGAGGCUGCUGUCUGAUUAAACGCCGCGAAGUUACUGAAUCACUGACUGUUGAAGACAUUCCAUUGCACAGAACCUCUUCAUUGGAAACUCGAAUGACAUCGGGGGAAUAAAGCAAGGAAACUGGAAGAUUUGCAUCCAGGAACAUCACAACAGGAUCUGACAAAGUCACACGUUUUAUCUUGAGCUGAACAUCAGCAGAUUUUGAACAUGGAAGAAAAAAACACAGUUCCCAGUGGGGAGGAACCAUGGAAAUGUGGGGAUUGUGGAAGGGGAUUCAUUUCCUUGUCUGAACUGGAAUCUCAUCAACACAGUCACACACGGGCAAAGCCAUUCAUCUGCUCCCAGUGUGGGAAGGGGUUCACUGAGUUAUCUAACCUCCUGAGCCACCAGCGGGUUCACACCGGGGACAAACCAUUUAAAUGCCCAGAUUGUGGGAAGUGCUAUAAAUCUUCCAAAGACUUGGUGUCUCACCAACGUGCUCACACUGUAGAGAGACCGUUCAGGUGCUCUCAUUGUGGAAAUGGGUUCAGGUUACCAUCCCAGCUCACUGUACACCAGCGAAUUCACACUGGGGAAAGGCCAUUCAUCUGCUCAGAGUGUGGGAAAGGAUUCACCCGGUCAUCUGACCUACUUAAACACCAGCGGGGUCACACAGAGGAGAGACCAUUCCGGUGCUCUCACUGUGGGACAGGCUUCAAGCAAUCAUAUGAUCUCACAGUGCACCAACGAAUUCAUACUGGGGAGAGGCCGUACUCUUGCUCUGAGUGUGGGAAAGACUUCACUCGUUUGUCCAAUCUGCUCAGUCACCAACAAGUUCACACUGAUGAGAAACCGUUUAAAUGUCCAGAAUGUGGGAAGGGCUAUAAAAAUUCAUGGAAACUGAAAUCCCAUCAACGUGUUCACUCUGAUGAGAGACCGUUCAGAUGUUCUGACUGUGGGAUGAUGUUCAAGCGAUCAUUUCAACUCACUGUUCACCGGCGAAUUCACACUGGAGACGGGUUGUUCACCUGUUCCAAGUGUGGGAAGGGAUUCACUCAGUUAUCCAAUCUCCAGUCACAUCAGCUAGUUCAUACUGAUGAGAGACCAUUUCAAUGCACAGACUGUGGAAAGAGUUUUAAAAGUUCUGCAGGGCUGAUCCGUCAUCAACGUAUUCACUCUGAUGAGAAACCGUUCAUGUGCUCUCAAUGCGGAGCUAGUUUCACGCAAUCAUAUACUCUCACUGUACACCAACGAGUUCACACUGGGGAGAGGCCAUUCACCUGCUCAGAGUGUGGGAAAGGAUUCCGUCGGGCAUCCAACCUGCUGGAACACCAACGAGUUCACACCAUGGAGAGACCUUUUAAAUGUCCAGACUGUGAGAAAAGCUUUAAAUGUGCCAGGGACAUUAUGUCCCAUCAAUGUGCUCACACUGACGAGGGACCCUUUAGAUGCUCUCAUUGUGAGCCUGAUUUGAAACAAUCAUCCCAGUUCUCUGUACACCAACGACUUCACACUGAGCAGCAACUGUUUAUCUGCUCUGAGUGUGGGAGGAGUUUCACUCCAUCAUCCAAAUUGCUUACACCAGUGAGUUCACAUUAUGCUUUUAGUUUUCAAUCAACGUUUCAGAUCCCCGGAGGGGUCCCAGUAAAGACUAUUCCACUUCUACGCGAACCUUUUCAUGGAGUCAUACAGCACGGAAACAGAUCCCUCAGUACAGCUUGUCUGCACAACACAAGGGAGUGUACUGCCCGUGUGAAGGCAAGACUUUGUCUCUGUGAGGAAUGUGAUAUGGUCACUCUUACUGAUACUGUUAUGGAUGGAUGGUUCUGUGAUGAGCAGAUUGGUAAGAAUGAGGUCAAGAAAAAGCAUCAUUUACACUGGGGAGGAAUACAUGGUCUGUGUUUCUGUUGGAAAAAUUGUGAAGAUCCAUCUGAAAUGUCCAAACACCAGCGUAGUCUUACUGGGGAGAGACUGUGGAAAUGUGGGGAUUGUGGGAAGGGAUUUUAUUACCCAUCCCAGCUGGAAAUUCAUCAGCGAGUUCACACUGGGGAGAAACCAUUCACUUGCUCUGCUUGUGGGAUGCGAUUUGCUCAGUCAUCUAACCUGCACAAACACCAGCAAGUUCACACUGGAGAGAAACCAUUCACCUGUUCUGAGUGUGGGAAUGCAUUCACUCGGGUUUCCAGUCUCCUCAUACACCAGAGAGUUCACACUGGAGAAAGACCAUUCACCUGUUCUGAGUGUGGGAAGGGAUUCACUCAGUCAUCUGACCUGCUCAAACACCAGCAAGUUCGGACUAGAGAGAGACUAUUCACCUGCUCUUAUUGUGGGAAGGGAUUCACUUGGUCAUCUGACUUACUCAAACACCAGCGAAUUCACACUGGAGAGAGACCGUUCACCUGUUCUGAGUGUGGGAAGGGAUUCACUCGGUCAUCCAACCUGCGGAUACACCAGCUUGCUCACACAGGGGAGAGACCAAUCACGUGUUCCGAGUGCGGGAAAGGAUUUAAUCGGUCAUCCAGCCUGCUGCGACAUCAGCGAGUUCACACUGAGGAGAGACCAUUCAUCUGUUCAGAAUGUGGAAAGGGAUUUAAUCGGUCAUCCAGUCUGCUGAGACACCAGCAAGUUCACAUACGGGAGAGACCAUGCGCCUGUUCUGAGUGUGAAAAAACAUUCACUCAGAGAACUCAUCUGCUGAUACACCAGCGAGUUCACUCUGGAGAGAAACUAUGAUCUAUGUGUGACAAGGGAUUCACUUGGUUUCCAAACUGUUGUUAAACCAGCAAAUUCACAAAGAACGGCAGUUGAAAGAUUUUGCUCUUUCUCACACCAAACAAUCAACUGUGGUCUUUGGACAAAUAUUAUUAGUCCCUGCUCAAUUAAAGCUGCUGAUUAAAAUUGUAGUAACAAUUGUGUAUCUGUAGGGUAGGUUUUGGAAAUGAUCACAUUGUCACUAUACAUCAACACAUUCACACUGAGCAAAGAUUAUCCACCUACACAGUCUGUAAAAAGGGAUUUCCUGGUUCAUCAAGACUGAUUAUCCAUCAAAUAGUUCCAAGUAACCGUAGGAAUUUGUUUUUGACGCUACUGUUGUUUGUAUCCAAACCCUGUGGUUUGGGCCUUUUUCUGAUGUUUGUAAACACUAUAC
Stegostoma tigrinum is the source of this 3192-nucleotide messenger RNA. RefSeq names its product zinc finger protein 91-like. The coding region runs from base 273 to 2777 and encodes 834 amino acids. Gene Ontology annotation, molecular function: DNA-binding transcription repressor activity, RNA polymerase II-specific. The transcript is spliced from 6 exons. The record is from RefSeq and is a predicted model, not a curated record. Lineage: Eukaryota; Metazoa; Chordata; Chondrichthyes; Orectolobiformes; Stegostomatidae. Gene Ontology annotation, biological process: negative regulation of transcription by RNA polymerase II.